This is a messenger RNA of Telopea speciosissima, 2982 nucleotides long. RefSeq names its product putative disease resistance protein RGA3. NCBI's taxonomy places the organism in Eukaryota, Viridiplantae, Streptophyta, Magnoliopsida, Proteales, Proteaceae. The record is from RefSeq and is a predicted model, not a curated record. Gene Ontology annotation, molecular function: ADP binding. The coding region runs from base 1 to 2982 and encodes 993 amino acids. The transcript has 3 exons. Gene Ontology annotation, biological process: defense response to other organism.
AUGGCUGAAAAUCUUGUUUCCCAUGUCAUCAAGCAAUUGGACAUGAUCAUAAAAAAAGAGAUCAAUCAAGAAAUAUCAGUGGCCGAGGGUGUGAAAAAAGAUUUCAAGAAGCUCUUCCGUACUUUGACGGAGAUCAAAGAUGUGCUAAAGGAAGCUGAAAAGAAACAAUUCAAGAAUGAUUCAGUGCGAGUUUGGUUACAAGAUCUGAAACAAGUUGUCUAUGACAUUGAUGAUGUUUUGGAUGAGUGGAGGUCUGAUGAUAUUCUCAUCAAAUCCUCCUCCAAACAAAUAGAUGGAGUUGUUGUUGAUGAGGAUGCUAGCAGCAGCAGCAGCAUCAAUCCGACUAAGAAGGUAUUAUUCCCCAGUAACUUGUUUUCUCCUUUCUUUUCUUCUUCUUCUUCUUCCAAGCAUCAUCAUGACAUUGGUCAUAGGAUAAAGGAGAUAAAUAAAAGACUGGAUAGAGUUGCAAGUUUGCGUUCUAAGUUUCAUUUUCAAACUCCUAAACAAAAUGUUAGAGAUCUAAGCUGUAGGGUUUCUAGAAGAACCAAUGUUGACAGGUUCUUAAUUCGUCGUGAGGAGCAUGAUAUCAUAAUAAGCAAGUUGCUAAGUGGUCAUGAUCAGGGUAGCAGUACUCAACGAGGAGAUCAUAAAGUGGUUUCUUCUGAUGAAAUCCCCAAAAUAAUCUCCAUUGUGAGCAUGCCCGGUAUGGGCAAAACUACACUUGCCCGCCGUGCCUUCAAUGAUGGUAGGGUGAAGAACCAUUUCAAUAAGAGAAUAUGGGUACACGUAUCCAAAACUUUCAAUAAAAAGAAGGUUGCCAUGCGCAUUAUUGGACAAUUUGGUGGUGGUGGUGGUAAUGGUAACAUUACCAUUACCACCCAAUUAGUCAGUUGGGAAGAUGUGCGUCAUCUACUGAAUAGUUGUGUUGAUGGAAAGAAUUUCCUACUUGUGUUGGAUGAUGUAUGGAAUGAGGAUAGUAGUUUGUGGGAACCAUUGUGGCUUUCUCUCAAACGCGGUUCUCAAGCAAGUAGAAUUAUUAUCACAACAUGCAAGGAGAGUGUUGCAGGCAUAAUGGGUACCACAUAUCUUCAAAGCUUAGGAAAGUUGUCUACCAAAGAUUGUUGGUCAUUGUUGAAAGAUUAUGCCUUUAAUGGAAAGGGUGACGAAGAGCGUGAGGAGUUGAAAGAAACUGGCAUGAAAUUAGCAAACAAGUGCAAUGGAAUGCCUUUUUCUCUAAAGACUUUAGGAAUUCUUUUGUACUUCAAAGGUUCAAUAAAAGAAUGGCAGUCUCAGUUGAAUAGUGAUGUAUGGAGCACAGUUGCAUCAAGCGUUGUUGAUAAAACUGUCUUGCCACCACCAGCGGCUCUGUUACUAGUCUAUAACGAUUUGUCCUCUAAUUUGAAGCUAUGCUUGGCAUAUUGCUCUCUCAUCCCGAGAGAUUAUUAUAUUGGCAAAUUGUCCACAAUCUAUGAAUGGAUAGCACAAGGCUUUCUUGAUGAUGAAGGGUUGACUGAAGAAUUGGAUCUAAUAGGUAACAAGAAAUUUGAUGACUUGGAAAUGUUCUCAUUGUUUCAAAAAGAUGCAGAAAACUCAAAAUAUUACCAAAUGCAUGAUUUUGUUCGUGAUUUUACAAAAUCUCUCUCUGAGAAUGAAUGCUUCACUUUGACAAUUAAAGAUACUAAUGCUCCUCAGGAAUUCAACCAUAGUAGAGCCCGCCAUUUAUAUCUAUUAAUGGAAGAUCAGAUAAGUACAAUUCCCCCUUUCGUCUACAAGGCAAAGAAUCUGCGCACUCUUAAAAUCUUUGGACAGAUUCUUUCAGUUUCUUCUCAGUUAUGCCAUCACUUACCUUGUCUAAGGACACUAGAUUUGAGUGGUACUAGCCUUGAAGAGCUACCAAAUGAGAUAGAGAUGUUGAUACAUCUAAGGUACCUAAACUUGUCUGAGGCAAGGUUUAAGGAACUACCUAAAUCAAUGACUAGUCUCUGCAAUUUGCAAAUAUUAUACCUUUCCAGAUGCAGGAAUCUUUGUAAACUACCUGAAGGGAUUGGGGAAUUGCUCAAUUUGAUGUAUCUUGAUCUGACAGAAUGUCACCAACUAAGAUACUUGCCAGAAGGAAUUGGUAGAUUAAGUAAAUUGCGUCUAUUGUCAGACUUCAUUAUUGGUGGGGUGGAGAGAGGAGGAUGUAAAAUUGGAGAAUUAAAAGAUCUCAACUUACUCAGGGGUUUUCUACGUAUAAUAGGCUUGGAGAGAGUGGAAAAUGGAGACGAGGUUAAGAUGUUAUGCUUGAAGAAUAGGAGAUACCUUCAUGAUCUGUAUUUCUAUUUUAAUCAGUAUACCGGUUGUUCAGGAAUUGAUGAGGAGGGUGGCAUUGGUGGAGAAGAAGAAGUUGAUGGGGAAGGUAAAACAGAAGGAGGAGAAAAAGAAGCAAUUGAUGAUGGAGGGGGAGAUACGUUGUCGAAGAGGAUGGAGGAUGUGCUGGAAAAUCUCCAACCACAUGAAUGGUGUCAGAAACUAAUAAUUAAGGAUUACCCCGGUGCUUUGUUCCCCAACUGGAUGCGUGGUCAUUUAGAGUUCAGGAAUUUCUACCACCUACAGUUCUUGGAACUCUCUGGGUGCAGGAAGUGUGUGCAAUUGCCUCCAAGCCUUGGGAAACUACAUACCCUUAGAACACUUAUAAUAACUGGAAUGGAUAAGUUUAAAUUUUUGGGUGCUGACUUUUUUGGAAUCAAUGGUGGAGCUACAACAAGUGAUGGUAGUUUUGACACAAUAUUCCCAAUGUUGACAGUAUUUAAGUUGGCAAGGAUGCAGAAUUUGGAGGAAUGGGAUGACAGAGAAAUCGGAACAAGGAUCAUUGACGUGGAUGAGAAUUUCCCCAACAAUUUCACUUCCAAUUAUGUGCAUACAUCUUUCAAGUCUCAGGUUCUGCUUUUUCUGGUGGAAUUGGUGAUGAUGGUGUCUUUCCUUGGGCUUCUCAUGACGUAG